Plasmodium inui San Antonio 1 is the source of this 1050-nucleotide messenger RNA. RefSeq lists its product as hypothetical. The record is from RefSeq and is a predicted model, not a curated record. Lineage: Eukaryota; Apicomplexa; Aconoidasida; Haemosporida; Plasmodiidae. The transcript has a single exon. Bases 1 to 1050 code for a protein of 349 amino acids.
AUGGAUUGCUUAAACAAAUUCGACGCGAACCACCUAGCCGCGGAGAGCAAGGGGGAAGAGUACUACACGGAAAAUAUGGCCACCAAGAGGAAACUAAAAAAUUGCUGCAAACGGUGGAGUGACGAUAAGAACAGCAGAGACAUCUUUGUCAACCACAAAAACCAAAUUGAUGAGAGUUCUUUUUUUAAAAUUUUAAAAAAAACAUGGAACUUACUAUUUAUUAAUGAAGAAGAAAAAGGGAAAUUACUUUAUGGUGAAGGAGACCAAAAUAUGUAUACGUUGCCAAACUUUUUAAUUAUAGACCCUCUCUCAAGCGGUGUGAUCAACCCGUUUGACACGGAUCAGGUUGGGAUGUCGCUCGAUGAAGGGGAGGACAUCGCGUCUGACAAUGUGCAAGUGGAUAAUGGGGAUCACGGUAUGGCGGAUUCCCCCCUGGAAGGGGGCUACCAGGACUGCCAAGCGGCUGAAAAGAAGGGGGACUUCCAAACGGCUGAGAACAAUGGGGACUUCCAAACGGCUGAGAACAGUGCGGAGUAUCCACUCGAGGCGAACCAUCCCCAUUGCGCAGCUGGACAGACCUGGGAUGACGGCCUGGAGGAGGACGAACAUUGGGUCGCAGCCAUUCAUGCCUCCCCCGUGAAAGAAGAAAACUCUCCCAUGGAUGACCUCUCACCGGAUAAAGAAAGCUCCCUCAAAAUGAGAACCUCCAAAAAGAGCAGCAUUAACAAAAAGUAUAUUGACAUUUACCACAAGCAUGACGACUCGUACAGUUUCCACGACAAAGAAAUAGAUGAUUUUCUGAUUCUUUCCGAUGUCGCAACAGGGGUCAGCGGCGCCGAAGAGGGGGGUGAACAGAACAGAAGCGACGAACCAAUCGAACUGCAUAGUGGGGAAUCAAGUCAAAACAGGGUGAGCAGUGACCAAGGAUGGUCAAUGCCCCCAAUAGAUGCAACUCCAAGUUGCCCCAACCCUGACGUGGAAACCCCCUCAGCAGCAUCCCAGACGGAAGCGGACCCCCCGCAGCCUGGAGGGGGAAAUGGAGACACCUAA